GCACGUGAUGCUGCCGAGAGAACUUUCCAAACAAGUGCCAAAAUCCCAUCUGAUGUCUGAAGAGGAAUGGAGACGUCUUGGUGUUCAGCAGAGCCUUGGCUGGGUUCACUAUAUGAUCCAUGAGCCAGAACCACAUAUUCUUCUCUUCAGAAGACCUCUUCCAAAGGAUGAUCAGAAAUGA
Molecule: messenger RNA, 181 nt
Organism: Merops nubicus (carmine bee-eater)
Lineage: Eukaryota; Metazoa; Chordata; Aves; Coraciiformes; Meropidae
Gene: CKS2
Product: CDC28 protein kinase regulatory subunit 2
Exons: 2
Biological process (GO): regulation of mitotic cell cycle
Cellular component (GO): SCF ubiquitin ligase complex; cyclin-dependent protein kinase holoenzyme complex
Molecular function (GO): protein kinase binding; ubiquitin binding; histone binding
Source: RefSeq, a predicted model, not a curated record